This is a messenger RNA of Magallana angulata, 2972 nucleotides long. Its product is annotated as 2-hydroxyacyl-CoA lyase 1-like. Gene Ontology annotation, biological process: fatty acid alpha-oxidation. Lineage: Eukaryota; Metazoa; Mollusca; Bivalvia; Ostreida; Ostreidae. Gene Ontology annotation, molecular function: catalytic activity; thiamine pyrophosphate binding; magnesium ion binding. The record is from RefSeq and is a predicted model, not a curated record. Gene Ontology annotation, cellular component: peroxisome.
CCUUUUGGGUUAUUACAUUUUAUAUGUACUUAAUUCUCCUCCAUCUCAAGAGAGUUCCACAAUUUGACCACAUGAUAUCAGAAUGGCAGACGAAAUUGAAGGUGCAAAUGUUUUGGCUCAAGCACUAAAGGCACAGGAAGUAGAGUACAUGUUUGGAAUUGUUGGCAUUCCUGUGAUAGAAGUGGCAUAUGCUGCACAAGCCCAUGGAAUCAAAUACAUUGGGAUGCGCAAUGAACAGGCAGCCUCCUAUGCUGCCUCAGCAAUUGGCUACAUGACCGGGAGGCCUGCCGUGUGCCUCGUUGUGUCUGGUCCAGGCCUGAUUCAUGCCUUGGCAGGCAUGGCUAAUGCUCAAGUCAACUGUUGGCCACUGAUUGUUAUAGGGGGCAGCAGUGAGCAGCACCAGGAGGGAAUGGGAGCUUUCCAGGAAUAUCCUCAGGUUGAACUGUGCCGACCCUAUUGUAAGUACAGUGCCCGUCCCAGUAAAGUCGAGAGGAUUCCCUUCUAUAUUGAAAAGGCAGUACGGCACAGUAUUUAUGGAAGACCUGGGGUGUCAUACAUAGACUUGGCUGGAGAUAUGGUCACACAAAAAGUGAAUGUAGCAAAUCUCAGUCCCAAUGUCAAAUGCCUUGAUCCUCCCAAAACACUGGCAGACCCAGACAAGAUAAAGGAGGCCAUUGACCUCAUUCACUACGCAGAGAAACCUCUAGUCAUUGUUGGAAAAGGUGCUGCCUAUGCUAAGGCAGAGAAUUCUGUCAAGAGGUUUAUAGAGUCCACACGUUUUCCAUUCCUGCCGACUCCUAUGGGGAAAGGUGUCCUACCUGAUGACCACAACCUGUGUGUUUCUCCAGCCAGAUCAAAAGCUUUACAAGAAGCAGAUGUCAUUCUUCUUCUGGGAGCAAGGUUAAACUGGAUUCUCCAUUUUGGCCUGCCUCCAAGAUUUAAUCCAAAGGUCAAGGUCAUACAGGUUGACAUUUGUGUGGAGGAGAUGAACAACAACGUGCAGAAUGCUGUUUCCCUUGUGGGUGAUAUGGAUGCUGUGAUGACACAGAUGAAUGACCAACUGGACAAGAUUCCCGGUCAUUUCCAGUUCAAUCCCAAGUCGCCUUGGUGGAGGACACUCAACAACAAGGUCCAGCAGAACCAAAAAGCCGUCCAGGCCAUGAUGGACGAUAAGAGUGAACCAUUAAACUACUACGCAGCCUACAGCGAGAUACAAAAGUUUCUCCCCAAGGACUGCAUAAUAGUCAGUGAAGGAGCCAACACAAUGGACAUCAGCAGAACCAUGGUUCCCAAUUACCUCCCACGACACAGGUUGGAUGCUGGUAGCUUUGGGACUAUGGGAGUGGGAUUGGGAUUUGCCGUGGCAGCUGGGAUCUGGUGUAAGGACCACGCCCCCGGGAAGAGAGUGAUAUCCAUCCAAGGAGACAGUGCUUUUGGGUUUUCUGGGAUGGAAAUUGAAACAAUAUGCAGAUACAAGCUACCUGUGACUUUGAUGAUCAUAAACAAUGGAGGAAUUUAUGCGGGGGUUCCUGAAGAUGUGUGGAAAUCUCUGCAGGCUGAAGACCUUACACUUAUGUCACCCCCUACAGCCCUGAUGGCCGCUGCCAGGUACGAGAAGAUGAUCGAGGCUUUUGGGGGACGAGGAUUUUGUGCCAGAAAAUGUGAAGAGAUCAACAAGUAUCUGACGGAGAUCACAAAGGAUGAGGAGAGGGUGGCACUCCUCAACAUCCUGAUUAGUCCCAUGUCGUCCAGGAAAACACAGGAUUUUGAUUGGUUAACCAAGUCCAAAAUUAGGAGCCAAAUAGGGCCAAUUAAACACUUACCAGGUUCUAUUUAUGUUGUUGGUUUUUUUUUUUUUACAGAAACUUGGCGAUUAUGGAUACUGUAUCUGGUUAUGCUAACAAGGAACGCCAGAAACUUUAUAACCAGGUUUUACCACUGCGUUCAAACAGUGUUCACUCGAUACAUAGGUGUGACCCCGGCAAUGGCCGAGUCUCAGACUCCUGACACAGGGAGGGAGAGUCCCAAACCAGAGGAGGGAGAGGAAAAGAGACCACAGUUUGGGGGACGGUUCCUGACAAAUCCAGAGGAUGUGUUCCAGCACAACGCAUGGGAUAAUGUAGAGUGGGAUGAGGAACAAGAGAUGACUGCCAGAAAGAAAACACAAGAGCAGCUGAAUUCAGCACUGUCCACUGAAAAACAAGAGGAGUAUGAGGAAUUAGCUGAUGAAUAUUGGAACAAGUUUUACCAGAUUCACCAGAACCGGUUCUUUAAAGACAGACACUGGCUCUUUACUGAAUUCCCUGAACUUGGUCCUGAUGGAAAGCCAAAUGAAGAUGUAAAGAGUGUGGUAGAUAGCCCAGCAUUUCCAGGACAGGGAGCCAAAAGGAGGAUCUUAGAGGUGGGCUGUGGGGUUGGCAAUACAGUUUUUCCAAUUCUGCAGACAAACAAUGAUCCAGAGCUAAUGGUGUACUGCUGUGAUUUUUCCUCCACUGCAGUUCAACUUGUAAAGGAGCACCCAGAUUAUAACCCAGACACCUGCCAUGCCUUUGUGUGUGAUGUCACAGAUGAUAAGGCGGAGAUUCCUGUCCCUGACCAAUCAUUGGAUAUCAUCAUCCUCAUCUUUGUGCUGUCAGCCAUCAGUCCAGAAAAAAUGCAGUAUGUACUGAAUCGCCUGGCACAGCUUCUAAAGCCAGGGGGCAAAAUUCUCUUUAGAGACUACGGAAGAUAUGACUUAGCACAGUUACGAUUUAAAAAAGGUCACUGUUUAUCAGAGAAUUUUUAUGUACGGGGAGAUGGUACCAGAGUUUACUUUUUCACUCAAGAGGAGUUGAGGAAUAUGCUGACAAAAGCCGGGCUAACGGAGGAACAAAAUCACAUAGAUAGACGGUUACAAGUAAACAGGGGCAGACAACUCAAAAUGUAUCGAGUCUGGAUACAGUGUAAAUACAGGAAAUAAACGUUAGAAAAGC